Talaromyces stipitatus ATCC 10500 is the source of this 897-nucleotide messenger RNA. RefSeq names its product valacyclovir hydrolase, putative. The record is from RefSeq and is a predicted model, not a curated record. The transcript has 2 exons. The coding region runs from base 1 to 897 and encodes 298 amino acids. NCBI's taxonomy places the organism in Eukaryota, Fungi, Ascomycota, Eurotiomycetes, Eurotiales, Trichocomaceae.
AUGUUCUCAUCUAUAUCUUCCUACAUCCGAACUUCCAAUGGCACGAAAGUCAACAUAAACCAAAGCGGUAAUCCCCGCGGCCCCUUAAUAAUCCUCCUUCACGGCUUAGGCGGUUCAACAGAGACAUUUACACCGCUCCUACCGUAUCUAUACCCAGAGACAAAUAGACUCAUCUCCGUGGACCUUGAAGGGUUCGGAAAGACCGGCCUAUCGUCACCGGAAGUCAAACUCUCUAUACCCCGAUAUGUCGAUGACUUGGACUCUAUCGUGGCAUCUCUACAGGGAUCUGGGGAAGAAGAAAGAGAAGGGACCAGCCAGCGGAAAAUCGUCAUCAUCGGACACAGUCUCGGGUCCAUCAUUGCAAUGCACUACGCAGGCGCACACCCUGAAAUAAUUGACGGUCUUGUGCUCCUCGGAGCUGGACGUUCAAUUGCUCAUAUACCAGCAGCUAGAGAACGGAUGUUAAGUUUGGCGACCAAAGCGCGGACAGAAGGGAUAUCUGCCGUGGCGGAUGUAGCUGCCAUAUCUAACUUUCCUCCUCCUGAACAAUGGCAUUCAAUGACAACGACAGAGACGCGGGAAGAGCUUCGUGAGAUCGUUCGCCGGGCUGUGAUGGACUGUGACGCAGAAGCAUACGCAAAAGCGUGCGAGGCAGUAGCCGGUUUGGAUCAUUUAGAUCCUGACUACGGCAAUAUCACAGCUCCGACUUUAUUGCUAGCAGGAUCCGGAGAUAUGAUUUCUCCACUAGAUCGAUCUAUGGGAUUGAAGGACUUGAUUGGAGGGAAUGCUUGGGUGAAGGUCCUUGAUGGUGUGGGACAUCAGAUGACUUUGCAGGAUUUGGAUGGAGGUCCCCUCUACGGUGAUUGCGAGGUUAGUGUGUUUAAAGCAGAUACGUAG